ACUCCACUCGUCCGGCCUGGGCUCGCGUUCUCCCGCGCCGUCUGCGCCCGGCCAGCUGUCUGUGCUCAGGACGCCGGCUUCCCGUUGCUGCCCCCUCUCUCCUCCUCUUGUCUCCUCUGUCUCCACCUCUCCCACCCUUUUAGUCCCCUCUUGUCCUCUCUUCUUCCCUCUUGUCCCCUCUCCCUCUAGUAGUCCCCCCUUGUCCCUCUCCACUCUUGUCCCCCUUCCUUUCCCUCCUGUUGUCGCCUCUUGUUCCCUUUCCGUUCCUUUUCCCCUCCACCCUCGAAAGCCCGCGUUCCCCAUCUGCUCCAGUUGAGCUUUCAUCUCCUGGAUGAGCUGGGCGAGGGCGGAGGUGCAGUUUUCUCGAAGGCUCCCCCCUCUGGCUGAAGUGAAGGCUUAUGGGGAGAGUUACAGGAAACCCAGGUUCUGGGGCCCUGUUGACUUGUCGAUCUUUCUGGUACAUUGGUGCCCCCUUAAAAGCUAGUGGAGGCCAUUGCAGCCAUCCUCUUCGUUUACUCUGUAUUCUUUCUAUCGCCUCCCCACUUGCUCUUUUAUUGAAGGGCUGUGGGACUUUGGGCAGCUCGCUUAGCUCCCUGAGCCUUAGUUUUGUAAUCUGUGAAGUGGGGAAAAUCAUAGUAUAAAUUCGAAGGGUUGGCUGUGAGGACUCGCCUGAGUACCCAAACCCCAUGGAUAAAAAUGUCAUCUCUGUCAGAACAGUGGAGGAAAGAAGAGAUGUAUCAACAGGAGUCAUCUAUAGAAAGAGGAUAGCACUCUGUCGAAAUGUGGUUCCAGAAAUUUUAAGGAAGGUGAGCAUUUUAAAGGUGCCCAAUAUCCAGUUAGAAGAGGAGUCGUGGCUCAAUCCUCAGGAGAGAAACAUGGCUAUACGGAGUCAUUGCCUUACGUGGACCCAGUAUGCGUCCAUGAAGGAAGAGUCUGUCUUUCGGGAAAGUAUGGAGAAUCCAAAUUGGACAGAGUUCAUUCAAAGAGGCAGGAUUUCAAUCACUGGGGCUGGUUUUCUCAACUGCAUUUUGGAAACUUUUGCAGGCACAUUCUUAAGACAGGGGGCCCAGAAGGGAAUUAGAAUAAUGGAGAUGCUGCUGAAGGAGCAGUGCGGUGCCCCCUCAGCUGAGUAAAGAGCCAUCAGGGAGCUGUGUUAUGUCUACUUUUGCUAGAGAAUCUCUUCUUGGACACACCACACCAACAAUACAAUUUUCUAAAUAUAGGCUUAAGGAUGCGGUGUCUAUCGGCAGCUUUAAGAAGAUGAGACUGUUCCUGCCAGGACAUGAAAUGACACUCUCCCCUGGGAGCCAGCCUCAAAUAGCUACACUCAUGGAGAUGCAUCCUAGCUGGAUUUUUAUGGCACAGACUCUACAGUUUUACAAAUAAAGGGAAAAUCCGUAGAGGGUGAUGUCGCCCUUCUUCACAAAGUCCUGCCGAUUGCCUGGUGGUGGUGUCCGAGCAGCCAAGAACAGGCCUAGAGACUGGUGUUUGUGCCUUUAUGUUAUUUGCAUCAUUGCUUAUAGAUUCACCAGAAGAUUCUAAGGUAAAUAAAGGAACUGAACCUAACACCUGAUUCCCAGGUGGCCUGGAAUAGACAGGAAUGUGUGAGACCUGAGUUCAAGAGAAGCCACUUUUGUAGUAAUGUUGAAGAUUCUCAGAAAUCAGGAGCAUUUGAUUGAGACCCACAAGUUCUGCAUAACUGCUAUCAGUGUAACAUUUAUAACGUAGCGUUGAGCUGUGUCUGUCUGCUGGAAAAACAUCAGAUGGAGAGUGGGAAUAUAUGUAUAAUCUUGGCUCCUCCUAGCUCACUCUUGAGAUCUGAGACAGAUCAUAACCUCUCUCUUUUCACUGGGAAAGUGGGGCUUAUUGGGCACAGAUCUUACUACCUGUGGGUUGUGAUGCUUAAACAAGAUGUUUAGUGUGAAAAGCACAGGUUUGGAGUCAAACAGACAGACCUGAGUUUGAAUCCAAGCAUUUCCACUCACUAGCUCACUGGAACAUAAUUUUAAAUCUUUAUGAAGCUCACUUGCUAAAAAAUUUUUUUAAAUGAAGUGAAAUAAUUAACUGUGAGGUUGUUGGACAAAUUUUGCAUUUUAUAUAUAUAUAUAUAGAGAGAGAGAGAGAGAGAGAGAGAAAGAGAGAGACAAGCAUUCCUGGUACCUAGUAGAAGUCCAGUAAAUAGAAGCCAUUUUUACUCUGAUUAUGGAAAACCAUUUUGAAAAUGUAUUUUUCAAAUGUAGUAUAAGGUAGGAUUACUGUUUGAAAAUUAGAUGACAGUAGUUUGCAUUUUCCACAAUCAGAAGCCAAACAAUAAAUGCACAUUACCUAAUAGAAAGCUUGAAGAGAGGCAAAAAUUUGGAAUCCAUCUUAAGAUAAAAAUUGGACCAUUAAUGGAAAGUCUUGGAGAAUUUUUUUUAUAUUUAAAAUAUUUUCCACUUAGUGUAUCAAUGAAUUUCAAAGCGAUUGCAUUUUUUUUUAAUACAAGCCUGCCACUGUGAGCCUCUUCUUAUUGUGUUCGAGUGCUUUGUGCUACUUGAGUUUUGUUUCUUGGGAUAAUUUCUCCUCAUUUCCUUAGUGUUGUUUUCUUCAAUUGCAUUGGAGGGAAAAUGAAUGGUAGAAACCAGGAGACACUUUGACCUCCUUUAUCAGUUUGUAAAUGGCAUUUUGUAGGCUUUUGGAAUAAUUGCCCACUUCCAAAAAUAAGAGGCAAUGCAAAUUAUCACAGAGGUGAGAAGCAAGAAGUUUGUAUCUGGAGAUUAGAUUGGAAUAAACUUAACCCUUCCUAUGCAACCACUUGCAUCCUCUGCAGGCGGGAGAGUUCUCAGCCUGGGCCGCCCAGUAGGACCACCUGGGGAGCUCUGUGUAAUCCCCAUGCCCCCGUUACACUGCAGGCCAGAAAAUCGGAAUCUCUGGGUGUAACUCAAGCACCAGUGCUUUUUAAAGCCCCCUAGGUGAUUCCAAUGAGCAGCUAAGGAUGAGAACGCUACAAUAAGUUCUAGGUGAUUUGCAGACAUCUGAUUUCUUUUUAACACCUCUGAGGUAGGAAAGGAUUUGUAGUCAGAAUUUUUGUUAGAAAUAGAAAUAGUGAAGCACAGAGAAGCUGAUUUUUGUCUGAAUUCCUUGAAGCUGGGGUGGCUGGUGCAAAUGCCUGCAGGGGUCUGGAAGGUGAUCUGGUGGGGGAAGCAGGCUGGUGGCCACUGUGGACAACCCCAGAGCCCAGAGGUGGGCAGCAGCUGCCUGGCUGUAGCAUGGUGUUGCCAUGUGGCUGGUUUUCCGAGUUCUUCCAAUUUCACUUUUCCAGAAAGAGAAUUUUAAAACUCCUGAUUUUUACAUGUUGAGGACAAAUUCAGAAUUGUUUAAAAACAUUGUGCUCGCCAAGCAACACAUGUUUGCUAGUCAUUUCCAGCCUCUCUUCAAGAGUGUUAAGGACCAGACUAAACAUCCCAGCCAAUAUUUAAUAGAUUUGUGUUGUUCUGUCCCAGAUGUAAGCUGCCUUCUGCUGCUCCCCCACACCUACUUUAUAGGUGUGUUUUCCUCCCAUUUCCCUGUAACCCUCUGGACUUAUAUUAGACACUUACCCUAACUCCCCUUUAUUCCAGGAGGAAUCUGCUGCUUCAGGCCUCUCAUCUAUGGCUCAGAAAUCUUAUGCUUUUUAAAAAAUUAACUAGGACUGGUUAGAGUUCAUUUUUAUUAUAUGUCAGAAUUCUUUUCCUGUGUUGAAACAUUUAGGAGCCCACAUUUACCUUUUUACUUUUUUAACUCUGCAGUCUGGUGUAAGAAUGUCAAAAGCAGGAGGAGCCUUACUGGGCAUGUUAGGAACGUGGGUGGGAAAGGGUGAAAGGGGAGACCUGGUGAGUCUCCCCUGCAAUUCACUCCAGUGAGUCCUAGAUUUGCACUUGUACCAGAAAUCCUUUGGGAGGGGUGCAGAAGUGCUGGUAUCCAGGCAAGGUUCUGAUUGAUGCCUUUGCACUUGGGACCUGAGGAUCUGCAUUUUCAAACCUGUUUUCCAGGAGGUUGGGUGGUGCUACUCCACAGACCAUAUUUUGAGAAACUGAUAUAGCACAGGUGUUUUGGCCUCCUUGUCUUCUAUCGUUUAAGACAGUUUUGCAGGCCGUUGGGCCCACCACUGAUCAACAUAGUUGGCCACUCGGGGCCCGAUAUAAAGAUCUUACAUAGAGAGAGGCUGACUAAAGCUCAUUCCUGCAUAACUGAGGAGCUUUUAUCAUGAAGGGGCUUUUAUGUUUUUAUAUAAAUGUGGAUAAAACAGAAAUGGUGCUAUAUUCGUUUUAUAUAAGUAGUAUACAUGUAGUAAGAUCUCAUUUAACAGGCCUUUUGGGCUGCACGGGAUACACACUCAAGGUUAUUCUUUAUAUUUGUGCAUUUCCUGUACUUCAUUUCAACCAUUUACAUAGAACAGUUUCUGAUUAGUACACACUUCCCUGCUUUUUGCAAACCACAACCUACUGAAGACAGUGAAACCUCUUUGGGGUUGUUUCUAUAUUUUGAGUGCUUUCAGGUCCUAUGUGGGUUUGUUAAAGCCCCUGCACUGGCUGGCCCCACUUGGCUCUGCUCUUUGAGUUCUGUGGUGGUUUGGAAUCAUUGUUCUUCCCCCUCCCUGUUACUUGUUUCUCUCUGCCAGCACUCUGCCUGCCUCGAGGAACCUUCCUCUCAUUUGCUGUCUGGGAGCCGGAAAACCAUGUCACUGCGUACUAUGUGUGACCAGGCGCUGAGUGAGGCUUCGAGAGGCUUUUCUAGCAGUUAAACAAGGAACAUUAGCUGCACUGACUAGGUGACAUUAUUUUAGUGAUUCCUCUGUCUUCUUUGAACUUGCUUCCUGAUCCCCAACUGCACUGCCAGAUCUGUGACCUCAGGAUAAGUGAGAUGUUGCUACAGGGAGUUUCGGCUGAUUUUUAAUCUAUUGUCUCCCCCAAUUGUAUUCAUAUUUUUAUAUGUACAGUUCCACAAUGUGAAACUUCAGUGGAUUAAAAUCUAAAUGGACAUUUCUCAGGCCAAGUUUUGUGAAGGAUAAAGUGUUUUUGGUUCAGUACUGUUGUGAUUUGGAACUAUAAAGUAGUUGUAUACCUAUGAAAUCUGAUCCUGCAGUCAUCCUGAAAUAAAGGUUUUACAGCUA
This is a messenger RNA of Artibeus jamaicensis (Jamaican fruit-eating bat), 5131 nucleotides long. RefSeq names its product PRELI domain containing 2 (gene PRELID2). The transcript is spliced from 7 exons. The record is from RefSeq and is a predicted model, not a curated record. Gene Ontology annotation, molecular function: phosphatidic acid transfer activity. Gene Ontology annotation, biological process: phospholipid transport. Lineage: Eukaryota; Metazoa; Chordata; Mammalia; Chiroptera; Phyllostomidae. Bases 687 to 1133 code for a protein of 148 amino acids. Gene Ontology annotation, cellular component: mitochondrial intermembrane space.